Baudoinia panamericana UAMH 10762 is the source of this 1929-nucleotide messenger RNA. RefSeq lists its product as uncharacterized. Gene Ontology annotation, cellular component: catalytic step 2 spliceosome. Gene Ontology annotation, molecular function: mRNA binding; protein binding. Lineage: Eukaryota; Fungi; Ascomycota; Dothideomycetes; Mycosphaerellales; Teratosphaeriaceae. The record is from RefSeq and is a predicted model, not a curated record. Gene Ontology annotation, biological process: mRNA splicing, via spliceosome. The transcript has a single exon. The coding region runs from base 63 to 1562 and encodes 499 amino acids.
AGGGCAACAGCACUUCGGCGAAUACUACGAUACACAAGCUCAUCAAGCAUAUAGUCGUAGCCAUGUCGCUCGUCCCCGCCCGCAACGGCGCCAACGCUCCGCCCACCCGCGCCGCCGACCUCGUCCAAGGCCCUCAGAAGACAUCCACCAAAGGCAAAGUCCCCACCGGGUAUGCGCAAGAGAUCGCCAUCUCCGAACAAUCCUUCCGCACCCUCCAUCGCGACGUGCAAUCACGGCAAUCCGCAGGCAGGAAGCGAAAACGCGAAGCCAGGGGCGACAGCGGCGUCGUCUACGGCGCGGAAGCCUACAAAGGACCGUGGGCCAAGUACGAGGAGCGGCGGAUAGACAGCGACAGCGGGGAGGAGGUGGAAGUGAGUGCGGACGAAGAUGGAGUAGAGACUGUGUACGAAGAAGACGCCAUCGCCCCCGUCCCCACCAAAGGAUCACUCGCAGGCACGAGCUACGAACAAAUCAGCGCGGACAAAGAAACCAGCGUCUUCGAAGGCACGCAACAAUACGACUACCAAGGCCGCACCUACAUGCACGUCCCGCAAGACCUCGACGUGGAUCUAACCUCCGACUUCGACAGCCUCAACCUGAAAUGCUACUCGCCCAAAAAGCAAAUCCACACCUUCACCCCUCCCAACGGCAAAAACGCACACGACCGCGCCAUAACCGCCCUCAAAUUCUUCCCCCAUUCCGGUCACUUAUUAUUAUCUUCCGGAGCAGACGGCAAAGUGAAACUCUGGGAUGUCUACCACGCCCGCGAACUACUGCGCUCCUACUCCGGCCACACCAAAUCCGUCGCGGACGUCGACUUCUCCCCCGACGGCACCCGCUUCCUCUCCGCCUCCUACGACCGCCAAAUGAAAGUCUGGGACACGGAAACAGGAACCUGCCUUGGCCGGUACAGCACCGGCAGUACCCCCCACGUCAUCCGCUGGCACCCGUCCCAACACGCCUCGGGAGGGGAGUUUCUGGCGGGGAUGCACGACAACAAGAUCGUGCAAUUCGACACUCGCUUGCCACCCAACGGGGACAAGAAAACCCCCGUCCAAGAAUACGACCACCACCUCGGCCCCAUCAACACGAUAACCUUCUGCGACGAGUCCCGUCGCUUCCUCACCACCUCCGACGACAAGUCCCUACGGGCAUGGGAGUACAACAUCCCCGUCCCCAUAAAACUCAUCUCCGACCCGUCCAUGUACCCCCUCGUGAAAUCCUUCCCCCACCCCACCAAACCUUCCGUCCUGUACCAAUCCGCGGAUAACACCAUCCAAGUCUACAACACCGGCGACAAAAUCCGCGCGAACCGGAAGAAGGAUUUCCGCGGGCACAAUACGGCCGGGUAUGCGGUGGAUGUGAGUGUGAGUCCCGAUGGGGGCGUGGUGGCGAGUGGGGAUAGUGGGGGGUGGUUGUGUUUCUGGGAUUGGAAGACGGGACGGUUGGGCCGGCGGGUGAAGGCCGGGGAGGCGGCGGUGGGGUGUGUGGGGUGGCAGGGCCGGGAGGGGAGUCGGGUUGCGUCGGGGGAUGUGGAGGGGGUUGUUAAGUAUUGGGAUUGAGAGGGCAGUGACCUCAGAGGUCGAGACGUGCCAAAGAGGCAGGUUCUUCUUUUCCUCCACCAGUCUCGGGCACCAACGACGCAACUUCGCCAAGCCAGCGUCAGAUCUUGUGAGGUCUAUCGCGGUUGGUUGGGAGAUGAGUGCACAGCACCAAGCCUAACGGUAAUACUAUCCACCCUGAAGCGCACAUGUCCUGUGCCCACCAGCUCCGAAGCCCUGCGGUGCGCAGCAGCUAGUAAGCGACCUUUGAUGUUGUGAAAUGGUAGUGAUUAAUGAAAGCAUCCCCAUGUCGGACACGGGUGAGUGUGAAUAAGCUGACAUCUGCCUUGUUGUCCAGUGGUCUCGAGCCGUCGACAAGCCAAGGAAA